Cuscuta epithymum is the source of this 343-nucleotide messenger RNA. NCBI's taxonomy places the organism in Eukaryota, Viridiplantae, Streptophyta, Magnoliopsida, Solanales, Convolvulaceae. The record is from the annotation of a GenBank genome assembly.
CUUCGAUAAAGCGUCGUUUGAGAACAAAUGAGGAGAUCUGGAAAAUAUUUCCCCUUUCUUGGCGUGUUGAUUAUUUGCUUUGCAUCCAGUUCUGCAAGUUGACAAGAUCACAACUUGUUGAGAUCCUUGGCAACCUUAAAGAAAAACCUGAUGUUUCACCACUGUUGGUGGCUUUACAACGGACAUUGGAAUUUGAGGAAGAGUUAGCAGAGAAAUUUGGCAGUGGCAGCCGUAGCAAAGAAUCAUAUAAUGUCGAGGAUAUAGAUAGCCUUGGACAGAACAGUCAGACAGUUUCGGACAUUCGAAAAAAUAUGAGAAAAGGCUUGCUGCACAUCAUGAAAGU